Messenger RNA from Camelus dromedarius (Arabian camel), 3754 nucleotides. RefSeq names its product CEA cell adhesion molecule 20 (gene CEACAM20). Gene Ontology annotation, biological process: signal transduction; regulation of immune system process. The transcript has 12 exons. Lineage: Eukaryota; Metazoa; Chordata; Mammalia; Artiodactyla; Camelidae. The record is from RefSeq and is a predicted model, not a curated record. Gene Ontology annotation, cellular component: cell surface; plasma membrane. The coding region runs from base 1742 to 3472 and encodes 576 amino acids. Gene Ontology annotation, molecular function: protein tyrosine kinase binding.
UAGGUUUAUUUAUUUAUUUAAAAAAAUUUAAAUGGAGUUACUGGGAAUUGAACCCAGGACCUCGUGCACACUAAGCAUACACUCUACCACAGAGCUGUACUCUCCCAACUAAACUCUGGUGUUCUUAACUAUAAGAUGGAAUGAUAUGAUCGCUUACCCUACUGUACUUUUCAUUUUUCCAUAGCAUGUAUCACCUUCUAAUAUCCCACAUCAUUUACCUAUUUAUUAUGUUUAUUGUUUAUUGUCUCUUUCCUUACCAGAGCAGAGAUUUCUGUCUGUUUUGUCCCUAGCUGACUCCAUAGAGCAGGGGCAGUAGGAGCUCAGGAAAUGUGUGUUGAAUGACUGAGUGUAUACCUUCCUCACAGGGGCUACUGUGUUACAACACAUGACAGUCACGACACCUAGUGGAGAUUCCCAUGUAUCGAGCACCGUCUCUGUGCCGGGCACUGUUCCCAGCACUCUCUCCCACCGUUAACUCAUUUGAUCCUCACGACCAUCUUGCGAGGGGAGACUGUUGUUCAUCCCCAGUCGGCUGGUGAGAACCUACACACACACACACGUGACCUACCUCUCCCCAAAAACCGCAGCUGGGGCGUGGAGAACUUGGACAGCAGCCUCCAAAGAGGCAAAACUGGCACCAUCUCCAUCUUAUAGCAGAGGAAAGUGACCAUGAGAGAGGAGAACUGACGUGCCCAACGCCACACAGUGAGCAAGUGGAGGAGCCAGGAUUUGAACCCCUCCCUGCAGUUUGGAUCCAGAGCCAGUUUGCUCAGCCCAUGCUUCAUUGGAGCAGAAACUUGGUGACUGUCCAUGGCUCGAAUGAGACCCAAACAGUGGCAGCAAUUCGAGGCAGCUGGGCGAGCUGAGAUCUCUUUCCUUGGAUGCCAAGCUGCCCCUCACACCCUAAGUAAUCAUUUUAGAGUUUUCUCAGCCUUCUCUUGAAUUACAUCCCACCUCCUCUGUUCCGGAGCCACUUGAAUUUCCUUUGAAAAGGAGAGGAAUUAACUCUCAUAUACUGAACCUUUUUUUAUGUUCUCCAGGUUUCAGCGCAGAUGUCCUCUCUUCCAGGAAGCCUUCCCUGCCCCUUCCUCCUAGCUUGAGUCAGGCACCCUCUGGGGGUUCUCGCAGCCCAGCUCACUCUGUGCCUCUAUGACCAGGAAUCUGUAUCACAAGCAUCAUUUCAGCUUAUUUAAUAUUUCCAGGCUGUUCACGGUGAACUCAGCACUGGGUCUGUCUUGUCAUUUUUUUAUUUUAUUGUUAUAGCUGUUAACUGUUACGAUCACAGUUCCUGGUCCCUUUAACUCUAAACUUCUUGAAUUGUCCCUCCCUGGCACCAUGUCUCCCUGGCUGCUCCCUCAUCCUGGCAGAAUGGUGGGGAGGGAGGCUUGGGGUGAGAGGAGGCAUAAUUCCCAAGGGGAUCCAGGGCCAAAGGGCAGGGCUUUCUUUCUCCUUUCUCACCUUGAAGGAAACCCCAGGGUUCCUGGGGCUGCUGUUCUCUGUGCAGAGGAGGGAGGAAAGUGAGCCCUGGGGUGAAGGGCGGAGGUGCAGCCAAAGUUCCUCCCAUGCCACCACCCCUGUCUGUUCCGGGAGCUGCUGUCUGCUGUCGUUGAAGUCCCUGUCAGUUUGCAGCAAGCCAGAGGGGAAGAGAAGGGAGCCCUCACAGCCGGAGUGAGGACAGUGCCUGCGUGUGCAAGCCGGGGACACUGUCAGCUUGGUGCUCUGAAGUCAGGCGUCAGGAUCCAUGGGGUCCACUGACCUACAGCAGCCCCACUGGGCAGGAAUCCUGCUCUCAGCCUCACUUUUGACCGUGUGGAGUCUGCCAGCCGCAGCCCAGCUCUCCCGUGGUGCCAGCCUGCUUAAGACCAUCCAAAAACCACUGGCCAAGCCCACCAUUUCAGUCAGCCAAGGCACUGCCAUAGAGCAGAGGGAAAUGGUGACCUUCUACUGUGACACCAAGGACGUCAACAUUACCAUCCACUGGGUCUCCAACAGUCUUCCCCUGGUGUUCCACGAGCGCACGUGGCUGUCCACGGAUCGCAAGAACCUCACCAUCCUCACUGUCCAGCGCGAGGACGCUGGGACUUACCAAUGUGAAGUUUGGGGUGUCCUCCAAGCCCAGAGCAGUGACCCCACCUUCUUGGCCGUGAGCUAUGGUCCUGACCCCGUCAAAAUCAAGCUGAAGUCUGGUGUGGCCAACAGGGAGGCGGUUGAGGUGAUAGAAGGCUCCAACGCGACCUUCUCAGUGGAGACUCAGUCUCACCCACGCCCCACCUAUUUAUGGUUUCUCCCCAAUGACUCUCUGCCCAUCGGGAGCUUGUUCCACACCACGAGCACACUCACCAUCCAUGCCAUGUCAAGGGAACACGAGGGCACAUACAGGUGCCUGGUGUCCAACAGUGCCACCAACCUGUCCCGCAUGGGGGUUCUGAACGUCCGAGUCCUGGAAAGACUGACCAAGCCUUGCAUCACGCCCUCAAACCUGAGUCCUGUGGAGAACACCAGCCUGGUUGCCCUGACCUGUCAGACCACCCACAAGCAGGUUGGAGCCCAGUGGUUCCUGGGGGGUCAGCUCCUCCAGCCCAGUGAGCACCUGGUGCUGUCGGCUGACAACAGGACCCUGACCAUCCACAGCCUCUGGCGAGACGACGCGGGGCCCUAUGAGUGUGAGAUCUGGAACUGGGGCUGCCGGGCGCGGAGCGACCCCCUCUGGCUGAACAUCAGCUAUGGCCCUGAUCGAGUGGAUAUCACCAGGGGGUCAGCGUCCCAGGUGGUCAACAUCAUCAAGGCGGAGCUCAACUCCAGCCUGACCCUGCAGUGUCGGGCUGACUCCCAGCCGGAUGCUGAGUUUCACUGGACCUCUGCACACUCCACCACUGUGUGUACGGGCGAGCAGCUGAUAAUCGAGGCCCUGACCUGGGAGCACCACGGGAUCUACAACUGCAUGGCUUUUAACUCUCUGACCCACCUGGCCCGCUCCACCUCUGUCCUGAUCAGAGUGAUAGGUCCCCAGUCGUCCCUGUCUGCAGGGGCCAUCGCUGGUAUUGCCAUCGGGAUCCUGGCUGUCAUUGCCCUGGUCACAGGGCUGGGCUGUUUCCUCUACAUCAGAAAUGCCACAGGGUCCUCAAGGGAAGCAGCAGAGGACUCCAUCCAUGAGGCCGUGACAACUAUCUCUGAAAAGGAUCAGCCUGCAGAGCCCGGUUGCAGCUGGCCAAUAUAUGCCAAUGUACCGGACAGUCAAGGACAGGUCCAACUCAAAAAGAUACUGCCACUAGACCCUCCUGAGCAGUUCUAUGAGAAGGAAUCACCUUCAGCAAUGCCUGAGCGCUAUUCUGAUGGCCCCAGGAAGCCAUCACCCAAGCUUGCGUUGCAUCCAUUGGUCCCAGCACUACCAAGAGAAAACACGGAGUCAAACUAUGAGGUGCUUGUGAAUCCAGAGCACAACAUUUACUGCCAAAUGAAUUCCUCCACCUAACGGAAGCAGAGAUCCUUUCUCCAGAAAUCCUAGAGAAACCAUGCUCAAUCAUAUAUUCAAUGACAUUUACUGUGUACAUAUUAUGUCCUAGACAUCGUCUUUGUAGACCAUAUGAUGUUCUGUUUCAAUGUGUUUUUCAGGCUCUGGACCCUAGCUCCCACCAAAUCUUAGGCUUUUGACUCAUGUUUCUUUUUUCCCCCAUACUCACUGCUACACUAUUUUAUUUUAAAAUGUGCCACAGUGAAUGGAUGUAUCCAUAUUGGUUUUUAGAAAUGUACUAUA